AUGAGCAUUGAAAUUAGUUUGAAAGAAUUAUGUUUUGCAUAUAGUCAUGUUUUAAGUUUUUGGCAAAGAUUCAGAAUUAGGUUUAGAAGGUAGAAUUAUACAAACAAUUAGAAGAUAUGGUGACUAAAAUAUUCGCGAUCCUUUUGUGUUUCCUCGGUCGAGCAACCGCCCUAUAUUGCUACUCUUGUGAAGGCGAAGAUGAAAACUGGAGAUGUAACGAAAAAGAACCAGUUCGUUGUCAAGAUAACGAGGUAUGCGUAACUGUGCAUGUUGAUGGUCUCUAUAAAAGAUGCAUGUAUACAUGUCCCAUAUCUAGAGGGGACGGAGAUGGCGCACCAUGUCAAGAAUGUACGGAAGACUUAUGUAAUUCGUAUGAUUUUGGUGACAAAGGACAUCUGGCUUCUCAGCAAUCAAAAACUCAUGCGGCAAGAGCUCCCAAUGGCAGCAAGUAUGUUUUGUAUACUCGGUUGUCUACAUAUUGGGAAGCUCGUUUUAAGUGCAUAUCGGACGGCGGAACUUUAGCAACUUCCCACUCAGAAACAAUUCAAAGAUUUAUAAGAAGAAACUUUGUUUCCAAUGCCAAAGUUGCAUCACUUUUUGAAAUGGCUCCCCAAGAAAAAGGCACCAACGAAAGUUCGGCUAUCAAUGGAUUUUGGAUAGGACUGAAAAGAUAUUUGAUAUCACCUAAAGAUGGUGAAGUAUUAUGGAUUAGAGGAGAUAACGGCAUGCCAGUCGGAAAAGUCGAUGAGAACUGCGAACAUGAACACCAAGCACAGCACUACCAGCACUGGAGAACAGGACACCCACUAGUGGAAACAAAAAACGACGAACUCUGCGCAUUUGUAUCACGAGCAAAGAAUGGUCGAUGGGAAAGUUUAAGCUGUGGUCGUAAAUUACCGGCGUAUCUUUGCCAUUAUCCUAAUGAUGUCGUGCACAACUCCGUGGUGUAUAACAGUAGUAUUUACACCCACGUUACAGAUGGAAGAAAAUUUCCGCAUGUGCCAAAUCAUUGUGCAACAUUUGGGAGAAAAGUUCCCCUAAACAGCAACCUUGCGGAGAAAUUUUUUAUAAAUAGCAAUUGUAUUGAAAAACGGCCAGAGGUCACGCACAAGAGACAAGAAUCAGAACCGUCCGCACCGUGUGAUGAGGUAGAAACAACUCUAAUAUGUGAGCGACCAUUAUACGCCGGUUGCCUGGAAAAGAAUUCAGAUGGUAAAAAUAAAACCUCAAAUGAAACAGCUAUACAUCGACCAGAAGACGAUUUCUACAAUACGAGUAUGCCCACAUUUUCUGUACCAAAACGACCCCAAAAAACAAUAAAAUUUUGUGACAAAUACGUUCUUUUAAAUGAGUCUGAACUUACGUUUCCAAGAACAAAAGUUAGAAGAUUUGGAUAUUCUGUGGAGAAAUGCCCUAAUGGAAUUCCAAAAGGAUUAAUGUUCUGUAGCGGUAAACCGGUUGUUGAGUUCACAGAUUUGGUUCGGAUGGAAUGCGACAGAAGUCUAUCAGAUUCUUUAAGCGAAAUAUUUGUUGAUGCAAAACAAAAAAAUAUAACAAUGAAGCAGGCGACAAGAAAAUUACACGCGAUAUUUUUACUUCUGAGUAAUUUCACGACAAAUAAUAUAACACGUAUCAUAGAAAUAUUAUCCGAAAUGUCGGAAAAUAAUUCAGAGAUACCCCCUGAAGUAUUUUCUGACAUCAUUGCAGCCACUGCAAAGAUCAGGAGAUAUUUAUCACGACACGGACGUAAUAAAACACACAAAGCACGACCGGGAUUCAGAACUCGACUAGAAAAAGCCUUGGAGAAAUUUGCACAACAUGUCGAGAUGGAUUCGAAUAAUACACGACACAAAUUUGAAGCGGAUGGAAUUGAAGUUGAGGUUGUAAAACUUGAGCAUGAAGACGACCUUGCGUUGGAGCAUUCAAGUAAUGAUCGAAGAUCAAAUAUAAAAGUGUUAGCUGAUCCUCCGUUGCCGGGAAAGUCACCAGCAUACGGAAACCAAAAGCAAUUUCGCGCUGUUUUUAUGUCUUAUGAUGAUGAUGAGUUGUUUCCAACCGAUGAAAAAGUCGAAGUGAAUUCAGUUAUAUCAGCAACAGUUACAGACGGCACACAAACAUACAGCGUUCCAGUCGAAUUUUCGAUGCAAAUAGCGGACAAUAAGAAUGUUUCUUCAGGAACGUGUCUCAAAACGGAAUGUAGAUAUUAUGAUCACCCAGAGCAGUUAUGGAAAACAGACGGGUGUCGCGUUGAACCUCCGGUUAUUGGUCAGAGAACCGAUGUUGUCAGAUGCAAAUGUGAUCAUACAACAAGUUUUGCAGUUGUUGUGAGUGAACACGUGCUACCUAAUUAUGCUCUGGAUGUUGUGAGCACUAUCGGAAUGAUUAUCUGUAUUGUAUGCCUUGCCUUAACCAUAUGGAUAUUUUUGUUUGUAUCAGAACUUCGUCGCGUGCGAUCUGCAUUCACUCAUAUUAACUUAUGUGCCUGCCUUUCCAUUGCUUACUUCAUAUUCUUGAUUGGGAUAGAAGCGACAAGUAACAGACAAGUUUGUGUUGCUGUAUCCGCCCUUAUACAUUUCUUCUUACUAGCAGCUUGGGGAUGGAUGGCGGUAGAGAGCAUAACAAUGUACAGGAUGUUUGUUCAAACGUUUGAUAGAAGGCACGCGAAAGACGAAGGGGUUAAAUCUGCAAUUGUUGUCUAUGCAGUCGCAGCAGCAAUUGUUCUCACUACUAUAAGUUUUUCGAUUUUAUCGCAGUAUAUGCAAUGGGAUAAAGGAGCAGGUUGCGAAACUGAUGUAUGGUCAACCUACGUUGCCGAAAGUUAUUGUUGGUUGCAAGGAAAUUCACUCUAUUUCGGAUUUCUUCUGAUUGUUGGAAUAUUUUUAACAGUCAACAUUGUAUUAUCUGUUGUCAUUAUUAAAGCAAUUACAUGGGGUCGGAAAUCAGUACAGUGUUCGAUUGAAGAGAAGCCCAUUAUCCAUGUUCUACGUGCUAUACUUGUAGCCUUGCUUCUCGGUGUGGCUUGGAUAUUUGCUAUACCACUGGUCGUAUCAAGUAAUGCCCUAGUGCAGGAAGUGUUUGGAUGGCUUUUUGCUAUAACGACUUCGGCACAGGGAGUAUUUGUAUUCUACUUCUUCUGUUUAAGACGAAAGGAUGUGAGGCGAGCCUGGACGACUGCCAUAACACAAAGAUGUAAUUUCCAAAAGAACAAAAAUGAAGAUGUCAUCAGUUCCACAAUUGCACAACCUUUUGCUCCACAAAGUGCUACCACGCGAUUUGGAAGAACAUUAACACCCUCGACUGCUUCAGAAACAACAAGAAAAACAACGGUAUCGAUUGGGUCUACUUUUACAUCACCUGGAAAAAAUGCAAAACCAAACGCUAAAAAUUCAAAUGACACAAAUGAAGAAAUAGGACAGACAAAUCUCGGUCACAGCCUAGAUUUGGUUGAAUUUACAGGAGAAGAAGUUUUUGAAACAUGAAUAUGUAUGUAUAUGAGUCCAAUGCAGGCCCAGAUCUCAAAAUAACAUCUGCAAAUAAGAACUGUAAAUUCAAUUUUUGAACGUAAGACUAUCUGCGCUCUAUAGGUAAUCCUUGUGAAUGAUUUUGAAAAAAAUUCGAACCCGGUAUCUUUUUUUAAAGCCAUUAAUCCGAAAACGAGGCUGAUUCGAAAUAUUCGGCCCGACUAGGUACUCCAACUGCGCCGUUAUAGAUUUACAUUAUCAUGUACACUCAAUUUCUAUAUUUAUCGCACAAUUUGCUCAAUCAGAUAUCUGUAAUUUUAUUACUUUUAAUUCCAUAUACGUAAUACUCAGUUCCAUUUACAAAUACAUACUCAUUUAUGCACUGCUAAAUAUAACCCAACAUAGUAUUUGAAGCCAUAUAGUCUGGCAUGUGUUUUUAAUGAAAAUCUCAAAUUAAAAUUAUGGCAAAGCAUU
Styela clava is the source of this 3935-nucleotide messenger RNA. RefSeq names its product adhesion G-protein coupled receptor G7-like. The record is from RefSeq and is a predicted model, not a curated record. Gene Ontology annotation, cellular component: membrane. Gene Ontology annotation, biological process: cell surface receptor signaling pathway; G protein-coupled receptor signaling pathway. Gene Ontology annotation, molecular function: G protein-coupled receptor activity. NCBI's taxonomy places the organism in Eukaryota, Metazoa, Chordata, Ascidiacea, Stolidobranchia, Styelidae.